Oppiella nova is the source of this 1679-nucleotide messenger RNA. Lineage: Eukaryota; Metazoa; Arthropoda; Arachnida; Sarcoptiformes; Oppiidae. The record is from the annotation of a GenBank genome assembly.
UUUUUCAAGUUUUCAUAAAAACAAUAAACAAUUGAAUUAUGAAUUAAUCACUGAUUGUCUCAUUGUAUUGAUUGUCGGCAUUAUCUUCAAUGGUCUUCAUGUCGGACACGUGUGUAAUCCAAGUGACAAACAUAGCCCCGAGUGCUACCAAUGAGCAGAUGAAGAGUUUGUUCGCCUUCUUGGGAACCAUCAAAGAGAUCGUCGUCUAUCCGGAUGAAGACUCUCCGCUGUCCGCCACCUCGAGGGUCUGUUAUAUCCGGUUCGCCGACAGUUGGAGUGUAGGCGUCGCCCAACACCUCACGAACACUGUGUUUGUCGACAGAGCGCUCAUUGUUCUGGCCGUCGAGGACGGCAAAAUACCGGACGCGGUCACAGCUCUGAGCCUUACAAGCGUUGGAUCUCUUGGCGGCGGCAGUAAUAGCGGUGUUGUGUCUCAAGUGACAGGUGUUGGUGGAGCCCAAGUGAUUACUACAAUAGAUCCACGACUAACAGCACUGGGUUUACCACAAUACCCGCCCCUUCCGGCUAAUAUGGAUCCGACAAAAAUUGAAGAAAUUCGGCGAACCGUUUACGUCGGGAAUCUGUGCUCAACGUUAUCGGCCGAACAGUUGUUAACAUUCUUCAACCAAAUCGGUGAAGUGAAGUACAUCCGGAUGGCUGGCGAUGAGACACAACCGACUCGUUUCUCGUUCGUUGAGUUCACUGAUCAGUCUUCGGUGGCAAACGCUCUCCAAUACAAUGGCGUUAUAUUCGGCGGUCGACCACUUAAAAUAAAUCAUUCAAACAAUUCCAUUGUGAAGCCACAGGCGAAGAGUUCAGAAGCGGCACAAAAAGAGAUCGAAGAGGCGAUGAAGCGGGUCCGAGAGGCCCAGUCACUCAUAUCCGCGGCCAUCGAACCGGGAUUUUCCAUGAAAUUCGACAAAAUCUUGGAAUUCGCCGGAAAGGAGAAGAAGAAGAACUCUCGAAGGCGUUCCCGAAGCAGAUCUAAAAAACGCGACGAAAAGCCAAAAGACUUGGAAAAAGUGAAGGAGAAGUCAGUUUCACAAACGUCUGAAACUGAGCCCAAACCGGAAGGGCCUGAACUGCCGCCCGAAUCGGAACCUAUUAUUGUUAUUAAGACCGAAGUCGUAGAGACUCCGGAUGUUGAGGACAAGUCCCGAUCGAAUCGCUCGCAUUCGAGAGAGAUUUCAAAAUCUCCGAAAUCCCCGUCUGUGAGUCCGCCCCGAAAGUACAGUUCCCGGCGCUCGCGAUCUCCCAAAAGGAGAUCCAGAAGUAAAGACAGAAAAGCCGAUCGCAAAGAAAAAUCGAAAACUCCAACAAAGAGUCACAAAAAGAAAAGGGAUAAAGAGAGGGAUAGAGACCGCGAUAAGGAUAAGGAUAAGGAUAAGGAUAAGGAUAAGGAUAAGGAUAAGGAUAGGGAUCGGGACAGAGAUAGGGAUAGAGAUCGACAGAGGGAUAGAAGUCGAGACCGAAAGGAGAAGAAAAAGAGGAAAAUGGAGGACAGCUCUGAACCCAGAGAUAGAACACCUAAAGAAUUGAAGGCAAGUGUUCGACGAGAUUAUGAUAAAGAGAUCGAAGAGGAAGAGGAGAAGGGAUACGACUCUAACCACGAAGAGAAAGUAUCUCAUCGUUCAAGUCAUGAGAAGUCUCGCCGAAAGUCUGUCACUCCCGACGACUAA